Messenger RNA from Cyphellophora europaea CBS 101466, 936 nucleotides. RefSeq lists its product as uncharacterized. The record is from RefSeq and is a predicted model, not a curated record. Bases 1 to 936 code for a protein of 311 amino acids. The transcript has 3 exons. NCBI's taxonomy places the organism in Eukaryota, Fungi, Ascomycota, Eurotiomycetes, Chaetothyriales, Cyphellophoraceae.
AUGGAAUCAACGCAGUUACCCGUCGAUGCUAUUCUGCAGAAACACAACGAUGUUCUCGAAGUGCACCGACAAUUCCUCCGAUCAGUCAAGAGUCAUGCCGAUAAGGCUUCGGAAGCCGAAGAGCUCCUUAACCUCUGCACGGCGCAGACCGACGCGAUGGUGAAUGCACUCCAGCACUGCAAGAGCAAAAUGAACAUAUCGCAGGCUGCGAAUCUGCCUACGAAGAAGCCCACCGGUGAUACAAUCCCUACGAAUGAGGGUCCUACACCCCUCAUAGCCACCGACGAGGGUCAGCAGGUAGAUCCUUCCGGCUUCUUCAUGACAGACACUAUGCCUACACCAAUCGAAGAACUGCUUCGUGGUGAUCCAUCUCGAGCGAAGACAAUGCCUACCAGAGUCAAGCGCAAGUCUGCGGACGAUGAGAUGUCAGGGACGGAAGAUUUCAAGGCCCCAACAGUCGGUGCUUCACGCAAGAAGGCCAGAGUGACUGGCAGUAUGGACCGAAAGCCCAACCAAGAGAACAAAAUGCCGGACAAGACGAUGAAUGAAAUUACCCAGGUGCCGCUGGCCGAUGACGACUUUGUUCGUGAGGUGGAGAAGCGCCUAGCCAACAAGGAGCGACGUCGACGGGAGAAGAAGGACAAGAAGAGGAAGCGUGAGAGCGGUGGCUCUGAUGCUCCUCGAGCCCAUGCCCAGGAUGCGGACGGUAUGAGCGGUAUGACGGUGGACAAGCCAAAGAGAAAGAAGGCGAAGACUCGUACUAACACGACUGCCUCCGAGACAUCCCACAGUACGCCGUUCACAUCGGUCUCCCAAACUCGACAAGUCACACCCAAGCAAGAUCCUAACAAGAAGCGAUCAAGUCCCGCCACCGAGUACAUUGGUUCGAUUUUGUCAAAUGCAGAGAUGAUGCGAGCAAAGCGACGGAAAACCUGA